Molecule: messenger RNA, 3790 nt
Organism: Dendronephthya gigantea
Lineage: Eukaryota; Metazoa; Cnidaria; Anthozoa; Malacalcyonacea; Nephtheidae
Product: rDNA transcriptional regulator pol5-like
Exons: 36
Coding region: 87-3605 (1172 amino acids)
Biological process (GO): regulation of DNA-templated transcription
Cellular component (GO): nucleolus
Molecular function (GO): transcription corepressor activity; RNA binding; transcription factor binding
Source: RefSeq, a predicted model, not a curated record
AGCACAUGGCACAUGCAUGCGUUUGUUUAUGUCCAGAAAAGUUGCACGAAAUAGUAAAGUUGUCGAAAUGUUUUUGAAAUAAAAUCAUGUCUGAGAAAACAUUGCUGUCACAUUUUUGGGAUCUGGCAUCGACGAAUGAGAAGAUACGUAUUGAUGCUGGUGUAACCUUGAUACAGUAUCUACGAUCGCCAAAAAACGAACAGGCAAUUGAGAAUGAUAGUACCACUGAAGAAAGGCUUGAUGACUUAAGCUAUACAUUGAAAAGACUUAUUAAAGGUUUAGCUUCAUCUAGAAAGGCAGCAAGACAAGGCUUUGCAAUGGCUUUGACUGAAAUAGUUUUGAUGUUUGAUACUAUUACUGUUGAUGAUAUCAUAAACUUGAUUAAAGAGUCAUUAACUGUCACAAAAACAUCCUCAAGUCAGGAAGAAAGGGAUGCUUAUAUUGGUCAAAUUUUUGGGCUGGUUGCUCUUGGGAGAGCAAUUUGUCUUGCAAAAGACAAUAACAACAAAAAACUGCAAAGAUCCUCCAUAAAACUUGUGAUUGAACGAAUAAAAGAGGUGUUGGCGAAGAAAAGCUAUCUUCAGGAAACAUGUUAUAGAGCUAUUGUUGAUAUAAUUACAAUGUUGAACUUUAGUGAAUUUGAAGAAUAUGUUAUGCCAAUUUUGGAAAAUGAAAUAAAAUGUGUCGCAGGAAAAUGCACUCCAGAUUCCCUGGUCCUUAUUUUGGCCAGUUGGAGAUUGUUCAAGGAUGAUAUUGGAAGAAAAACAUUCAAGAAAUCUUGGGCAAGCUGCCAUCUUGAUGCUAUCGAUAACUAUUUACUCUUUGCUAAAAUUUUACAGAAUGCCCACACUUCACAUCCAAGAGUUCACAUUGUGUGGGACGAAGUUCUUAAUUUAGUUCUGAACUCUUCAAGAUCUGAUUUUGAGAAAUUUUGGAUGACAGUAGUUGAUGAAAAUCUCUUCCAAUCUUCUCAUGAAAGAAAGUUUAUGGGUUUCAAAGUGCUGGAAAAGGUUUUGCCAAUACUUUCCUCAGAACAGGUUGCAAUUGUUUUUAGUCCACAACUCAUGCAUUGUCUUUUCAAUUCUCUGGGUCAUGACACAAAUUAUUUAUAUCCUGCGAUCAAACAGAUGAUUGAAGGACUUGCCAACAUGAUAAUAGUAAAUGGGAAGCAGGAACUAAUUCCUCAAAUACUUAAACAGCUUCUUGGAAGAAAUAGUAACAUUUGUUUUGAUGCUGUCACAAAGACGAAGACUGUUGAAAAUCUUCUUUCAAAGUUGCAAUUACAAGACUUGCCUUCAUUCGUCUCAUGGUUAAAAGAAAUCUUCAUUGCUGGAACAUCUGACUUGAAGAAGGCAAGUGUUCCUGGUCAAGUGGAUAAAACUAGAGAAGGAGUUCUAGGAAUGUUUCUUUCAUUGGUGCGAUGUAAACAACUGGAACAUACUUCGUUGUGGGUUUUGGACGCUGUUUUCUUUGUCUUUGAGAAUGCUUAUUUUGUACAAACCAUUUCGCCGGCCAUUUCAAGUCGAACACGUUCUCUAUGUCAACAGCGCUUCAACAGUAUCCUAGGAGAACUAGCCUCCCUUACCGGAAAACAUACUGAAGUAAAGAGCAAAGAGGUGUCCAGCAAAGUUCAGACAAGAAAGUUCGGUUAUGCAGAAGAUGACCGCUUGUGGAUUUCUCACAUUAUGCAACACGCGAAGAAUCUUUUGAGAAAUCCAGAAAAAGAAGUAAUUGAAGAGAGCUGGAAUGAUGAGGUUCAAGCUGUGUUUAUUAAAACUAUGAAGAUUGUUCGAAAGCUGGAAGACAAGUCCACUGACUUGACGCUUGAGAGCAGUGCUUUCACUCUGAUGUUUCUUUACGUUGGGGUUCAACUGUUUGGUGAGACACAGCAAGCUCAAGAGAUACUCGAGGAGCUGUUCCAUUGUUUUAAUAAAGUAAAGGCGCAAAUAUCUGACAAGCCACAAGAAAACGAGCCACAUUGGAUGGAUGUAGUGACAGAGAUCUUACUCAGUUUAUUGACAGAAACAUCAAACCUUCGUCGUCUGGUCGUUGGUCAAGUCUUCAAUAUCAUCGUUACACAUCUCACAUCAUCUGCGGUGAAAAUUAUUUUAGAGGCAAUUGAUCCGAGAAAUGGUUUAAACGAGGAUUCCGCUCUUCAAAUCGAAGAGAAUGAUGAAGACCAGGAAAUGAUUUCAGGCGAUGAAGAUGAUUCACAGGGGGGUGAUAAUGACGAAUCUGAGGAAGAGGAGACUAGCAGUGAUGAUGAUGAUGACGAUGAUGACACGAAGGAUUCUGUUGAUCCUUUGUUCAAAGUUGAUCUUCAAGCAGCUCUGGGAAACGCUCUGGCGAAUGAAGAUGAUGAUGAAAAGGAGGCUGAACAAUCUGAUAGUGAUCUUGAUGAUGACGCAAUGAUGAAAUUCGACGAGGCUUUAUCUGAAGUUUUUAAACAACAUCUUACGGCGAAGCAAGAAAAGAAGAAAAUGAAAGAUGCCAAGAAAUCUUUGCUGCAUUUCAAACUCAGGGUUUUGGAUUUGGUUGAGAUUAUCAUUAAGAAACAGCCAUCUACGGAUCUGAUACUGGAAUUGAUGCAACCAAUAUUAGAGAUAAUUCGUACAUGUUUAACUAAUAAAGAUUUUACAACUCUGGGCGAGCGCGCACAGGGGAUAUUCAAGAAUAGAUUGUGUGCAAUUAAAGAGCAUCCAAAACUUUCUCCUUCAAACGUCGAAAGCGUCCACUCGAAUAUUGAAAUCCUUUUGAAACAGGCGAUCAAAGCUCCUUCUGUCACCAUGGUUACGCUGAUGUCAACAGGAUGUUUAUUUCUGAUCCGUCAUCUUCGCGGAGCGAAGGAAUCAGACGAGAAACAAAAGAAAAUGAAAUAUAAUGAACAGGGAAACGAGUUUGUUCAUCUGGAUUUUUCACGAGUUUCAACGGCGUAUAGCGAAGCUCUAAAAGACUUUAUGAUACACAGAAACACCCACUUGCAUCCGCUGUUGUUUCAAGAACUGAUAAACAGAUACCCGAAAGUCGGCUGGGGGUUGGCCAAAGACUUGGUCAACUACAUCACACAGGGCAUUAAUAAUUUCCGAAAGAUACAAGCGUGUACGAUGUUAUCUCAACUUCUAAAUAGAAAGGUCUAUGGUCAAAACGAGAAUAUCAAAGCCAUAGCAAAACCAUUGCAAGAAGCUUUUCAUUCAACAUUCCUUCAACUUUCAUCUUCUCAUGCUGAAAUGAAAGCAAAACAUUUGAGACAGAUUUUGAAGCUGGUAUCGCAGUUUGUGAAGAUUUUGAAAGCUGACUCAGAGCUAUGGCCUUUGCUGGAGAAAAAAAAGAUGGAAGAGUCGUUGGACAUUGCCUUUCAAAGCAAGACAGCUGAAAGAGCUAAUGAUUUGAAGAAUUUGAUAAGUCGUUUGAAAGAUGAGAUUAUGAGGAGAAAUGAUGCUGAAAAUACGGGGAAGAAGACGAAAAGAAAAAGAAAAUGUAAACCUGGUGAAAGUAACAUGUCGGAUGAAACAUCAAAUAACGGACUUGAAAACUUCGAGAGCAAGGAUAGUGAGAUAACAGUUAUGAAGAAAAAGAAGCGCAAAGCAGACAAGGAAGACAGUUGAAGACUGAAGCUACCAUGGUACAUGUUGUACAGGCACUGCUACUUCGGGCAGGCAUCGUACAUGAUAUGAACUGUGUCACUGUGGAGAAGGCACAACUUUACCCCAUGGAUCAUAACCCUCUCCCCGUUUUAAUGGAAAAAUGGUACAGAAAAUCACAAAUUAAAUAAAUGAUUUUUUUGAGCUUA